AUGGUUGGUGGUAACUCAGCUGUUCGGGGCUCGCGUGUAGCGCUGCCAUAUGCCGCCCCUUUGCCGCGUAUAAGCCAGGAACACGGUGGCAGCGAUGGAGAUGACAAAUACGAAGUUGUAAUCGUUGGUGCAGGGCCAGCUGGGUAUACCCUCAGUCUUCUUCUCGCUCGUCACGGCUUAACAGAUCGAUCUUUGCUAUGCAUCGACCUCAAGCCAGGAAAGGUGAUGUGUGGCCAGGCAGACGGGCUACAGCCUCGAACUCUGGAGGUCCUCAAGACCAUGGGGUUAGCGGGCCCCAUGCUGCAGGACGGAUGCUAUUUGUGGGAAAUGAUGGUUUGGAAGCCCUCCAAGGACCAGAAUAUCGAGAGGUUCUCCAUCAUUGAUACCAGGAUUGGCCCUGCAAGAUACCCGCAGGCUAUAACCAUAAGCCAGGGAAUCAUCGAACAAGUCUUCGACGAUGACUUAGCUCAUCACUCGCAGAGAGGAAUUCAACGCAACAGCAAAUUAGUUGAUAUAUCCCUUGAUGAACUCGGCGAUCCGGAUUUCCCAGUCGUUGCAACUGUCGAGACGAACGGGGUGCCACGAACUAUACGGACCAAAUUCCUUGUGGGAACCGACGGUGCACAUUCAAGUGUUCGGAAAUGUGCAGGAAUUCAACUCAACGGGGAGUCAAUAGAUGACUUCUGGGGCGUGAUUGAUUUCGUUGCUGACACUGACUUCCCGGAUAUUCGCAGAUUUGGUCGAGUUCAUUCCCGCAAAGGGACCAUCAUGGUUAUCCCCAGGGAACAGACCGUGGAUGGAGAUUACCUGACACGCCUAUACGUUCAAAUGCCACCCCAGGAGGUGUCAGAGGAUGUAGGCCUUCACGCCGAGAGCAAUAGCGCAGAGCCGAGGAGAUCUCGCAAGAGCCAAAUUACGCUAGAAAAGAUUUUCCAGCAGGUCUCUGAGAUAUUUGAACCAUACUAUAUCCGGCCUAAGGCAGGUGUAGAUAUCAACUGGUGGACUGUAUAUCAAAUUGGUCAACGAAUAGCUGAGAAGUUUGCUAUCAGAGAUUCUAAAGGCUUGGGCAGAAUUUUCCUCGCUGGAGAUUCUUGUCAUACUCACAGCCCAAAGGCAGGACAAGGCAUGAAUAUCUCAAUGAUGGAUGCUCAUAACUUAUCGUGGAAACUUGCAUACACAGUCAAUGGGCUUCAUCCCGAUGUUGGCGAUCCUGGAGCCCUCCUCAGGUCAUACGAAGUGGAACGAUACAGUAUUGCCCAGCAACUGAUUGAUUUCGAUAAGAAGUAUUCUACGGGAUUCUCCAAAAGAAAUACUGGGGAAGAAAAUGAAGUCCAAGCCGCAUUGAAACAAAAUUUUGAACUCUACGAACAGUCGGUAGCUUUUGCCAGCGGCUGUGGAAUUGAAUACCCAGAAAAUCAUCUAAUUGAUAGGACGUUCCCAGAUGGAUAUAAAAAUCCCGUUAGUGGAACUGACUAUUUCCAUGGAAUACUACGGCCAGGAAGGAGGCUGUUGAAUGUUACUAUGAGGAGGUUUGCAGAUGGACUUCACAGAGACAUACAUGACGAUUUGGUCUCUAAUGGACGCUUCCGCAUUGUCUGCUUAACUUCGACAGACCUAUUAGAUCCUGAGGGGACUUCUGUCAAAGCCAUACUCUCAAUUUUAACCCUUCUUCCAUAUUUUCCUCCAAUUAUUGAAGCUGUUGUGGUAUACCCCCGCCUUUCACGGGACCUUGACUGGACUUGUGUUCCUAAGGAGCUAAAGCAGAUGUGUGAAAUGAGAUUCUACAGUGGUUAUGAAGCUGAAGACGUUUAUAAGGUAUACGGGGUUGAUCCUAACGACGGCGUCUUUGCGGUUAUCCGGCCAGAUGGGUGUGUUGGGGUGGUUUCUAGGUUGGAUGAUAUCCCACGGUUAGAAACAUAUCUGGAAAAGUGCAUGAAGAAAUUGGAGAAAGCCCCUGGGGCUCCCAAUCUCAAUUAG
Nannizzia gypsea CBS 118893 is the source of this 1977-nucleotide messenger RNA. Its product is annotated as phenol 2-monooxygenase. The transcript is spliced from 5 exons. The coding region runs from base 1 to 1977 and encodes 658 amino acids. Gene Ontology annotation, molecular function: FAD binding. The record is from RefSeq and is a predicted model, not a curated record. Lineage: Eukaryota; Fungi; Ascomycota; Eurotiomycetes; Onygenales; Arthrodermataceae.